Molecule: messenger RNA, 432 nt
Organism: Thelazia callipaeda (thelaziosis nematode)
Lineage: Eukaryota; Metazoa; Nematoda; Chromadorea; Rhabditida; Thelaziidae
Source: the annotation of a GenBank genome assembly
AUGGCAUUUGAUUCAGGAAGUCAAAACACAGUGAUUGCGGAUCUCGGGAAACUGAUUGUUGACAAUUGUCCACCGAUGUUAUGCACCGGUCUUGAUUGUGCAGUAGUGACAGAACGGAAUGGUUGUCAGUUGUGUGCAUGUCCGAUCGGAUCUCCAGCUCGGGGAUGCGACCCGAUGCCGUUCAUUCUAUGGCACGAUCUGAUCGUUAAUGGUUGCCCAAAUGUAACAGUAAAUAGCCGUGACCCAGUGCAAAAAGUCCAUCGAUGGUUCCGGAGGGUGAAUCGAUUUUCAAAUACAGACCAAUGCGAACCAUACAUAUUUCCAUAUUGUGCUGAACUAGAUUUUAAUCUGUGGCGUUCACCGAGGACAAAGCAAGAAUGCGAACUCUACUGCUACUCAUUAGCUGAACAACGAAAACGUGGGAUUAUUUGA